AUGACUAGGCCUACACCUGCCAAACCUUCACCUUCACCUCUACCCACCAAACCAAGCAUCACACCAUCACAACCAUCACCACAAUCAAAAUCACAACCACCAUCACCAUCCCAACGCACCAUGCCCCCACCCCUCAUCGCCCAUCCCCCCGGUUUCGAAUAUCCAGCAAACUGGCACGAAAAGACUCCGGAGGAGAGGUGGGAAACCCAACCCAACCUACGCGCCCGCGAACUCCUCUCUUCACCCCGCCUCAUCCGCGCAGAACUAGCCUCAGAGCCAGACUACGCCUUCCGCGACGCCGAAAUCCGCGACGGUUUAUGGUCGCUCAUGUCCUCUGUCGAAGAUUUCUCCAAAAAGUACUUUCCGAAUGGUGUACACGCUUCCCACACCACCAAGACCACAACCACUGCUGCGAACAGGGACGAGAACGGGAACGAGAACGGGGAUGAGAACGGGGAUGCCGAUGGCGAUGCGGAUGUGUUCAUAAAGAAAGAGUGGUUCUCGAGUUUAACACCAGAGACGGCGAAACUAAUCAAUUGCGUGGCGAGUGGAGGGCCGAGCGGACUAUGGGGGUGGCACAACCUUUUUGUCAACAAAGAGAAGAUGCAGGCGCUGAGAAAGUUCAAGGACUCCGAUGGUUUCACCCGCAACGCCGCCUACGCAUCCACCAUCCUCACCCACCUCCCCACACCCACAUCCCUCCCAGCAAACUUCAACGCGCACGUCAACACCAUCAUCGGAGCACUAUGGAUACACCUCUCGCCCCUCCUCUCACUAGUUUGCCAACCUACGUACCCCGCCUCCACCCCACUCCCGAUCCCCGCUCCUUCACUCAAAACCGUCUUCGAUGACCUCCGCCGCCUCACCGUUUCCGCAGGCAUCCUCUCCCUGCACAUGCACCUCGACCCACACACAGCAUAUCACCACGUCCCGCUCUUCAAAGAAGACAACUAUGAUUCUUCGGUUAUGGAGUGUUGGAACGACGGGCCUAUGAGGCAGCAGAAUAUGCGGAAUAAGUACGAAGACGUCGACAAGGAUGAGCAGGAGCGGCGUGAUGCGUUGAGUGAGACUGAGAAGAAGCGUGCGAGGGGCGAUACGGCGUUGACGCAGAUCCUAUGUUUCAACGGGGUGACUGCGUAUCGGAAAGGUGGGUGGGAGGUUGGUUCGUCUACCGCUAACAAUCCCGUCUACGAGAAAGGAGAGUACAAGAAUAUGGGUGUGAGAGUGCGUGUACUCACACAAGGCUUGGUGUAUUGUCGUUGGGGACGGGCGCUCAGUUCGCAAAAGUCUGCUUCGAUGGAUAAUGAAACCGGGAAGAAGAUACAUGGGGAUGCGUGGAGAGAGGGUGGGUUCAUGCAGUUUACGGAUGUGGAGGGCGUGUUUGAUUGGCUGGGCAAGGAGAGGAAGGAGAAGGCGGAAGCUAGGAAGGCUGUUCUGGAGAAGAUGGCUGGGAGGGCGGGUGCUGGUGCUGCUGCUGAGAAGACGGUGUUGCAGGAUGAAGGGACCAAGAAGAAGGGGAAGGGGAAGAGGAAGCCGCGUGGGGAGGUUGAGGACGCUGAUCCGGAUCGUUAA
Molecule: messenger RNA, 1572 nt
Organism: Alternaria triticimaculans
Lineage: Eukaryota; Fungi; Ascomycota; Dothideomycetes; Pleosporales; Pleosporaceae
Exons: 4
Coding region: 1-1572 (523 amino acids)
Source: RefSeq, a predicted model, not a curated record